GGAGCUCAGCGUGCUUUGCUCAAUGUACUCAAGUCACAGUGUAAUCACACACUCCCUGCACAGCGCUGCACCACCUGUCUUGCUCUGAAAAGCGAUCUCCAUUCAUCAUUUGAAAAUACUGCAUCCCAAUUAAACAAAGUGACGUCCCAAUUAAACAACGUCAAUAGCAUUGGGAAGAACCGUCUCCCAGAGUUGUAUCCCAUUUCAGCAGCAAUCCCAAUUAGGCAGGUCCAAGUGUGUGUGUGUGCAGCCAGGUUAGUUUAUAAUAAGCAGUGUUGGCGUGUAUUCACAAGUGUUCAAAGCUGGCAUGUUUGCUGUAGGCUCUAGGUCCUUCUGGAAAAAUGGGAGGGAGACCCUGUGCCUCCUGUAGCUGAAGUGAACCUGCAAGAGAGGCUCAUGGGAAGUGUAGUUUUUGUGGUUGUGAAUCUGUAGGCGUUCACAAUGGCCCUUUCCUUGUGGGUUUAAUUUCAUGAAACUUUCCUGGAGUAUAUAGUCUAUAACUAAGAGCGCUGUGAUGUGUAAUAAUAAUGAUAAACAGACAGACGAGUCUUUGAAUAUUUAGUGACUCCAGUGUGUAACGUGGUAUGAAUUUAAGAUUUCUCUUGUGUGUCGGUACAGAGAUGCAGACGGAGCGUGCAAAGAGGAUGGACUCUGCAGGAGAAGAAGCGUCCCUGAAUUCACCUGAGCUGCCCUGGAACCAGCUCUAUUUGAAGAGAAGGACCGAGUCCAGGAUCCAGUUAAGGAGGACAGUGUGCUUCACUGGCCCUGCUGCUGCUGCUGUUAUCGGGGUAUUGGCAAUCCUCAUACUGGCUGCUGGCAGUGUGAGCAGCGACAGUGAGUUUGUGACAGUCCCGAGCUCAGUGAACUGUACUGAGGGGCAGGACUGUAUCCUGAGCUGCACCUUCAACUACACAGCUGGAGGCUGGGAUGAGAAGUCAGGUGUGAUUUGGAGAAGAGCAGAAACGGACCACAUCGUUCACGGUUUCUAUAACAACAGGGACCAGCUUGAUGAUCAGCUCGCUCAGUAUGUGAACAGGACCAGCCUGUUUGAUUCUGAGCUGCAGCGCGGGAACGCUUCACUGCUGCUGAGGAGAGUCAGGGAGGGAGACGCUGGGAAAUACAAGUGCUUUGUUAAGGGUACUAGACUGUCUGGGUCAGGCCUGACUGAGGUAGUCGUGGUUCCGGCUCCACCCACAACAGCACCAGAUCAUGUGACAGUCCCAAGCUCUGACCGACUCCACUGGUGGGGUUUAGGAGCAGUUCUUCUUUGUGUGAUUUCGUGUCUCUGUGUCGGUCUGUGGCUGUACAAAAAACACGCAGGUUGCUGCUGGAAGUCCAACAAGGCUUCUAGUCCAGCACAGGCAGUGUGGUGGGGGGGGAACACAACUCAGGAAAUAAAUCUAUAUUAAAAAAAUCUGAAUCAAUUCCACAAUCAUCUUCUUUAGCGGAGUUUGAAAUUCACCUUUGUGAAUAUUAAUAGAGAUUUAUUGAAAUCUUUAUAUCCAGGCUGUGGAUUCCUGGCCACUGUCUCACCAAGCUGUUCCUGCUUUACCCUGGGAUUGAGAAGGAUCAUUUCUCCGAGCUGCAAAUGAAAACUACAAAAUGAAGGUGCUGCACUCCAGCGGGUUUUCCUCAAUUGUCGCUAUGUACGUCCCGGGUCUCCGUCCUACACUCUGCUGUUCCCUCAGCUAUUUCUAGACACUAUCGGGGUCUGCCCGAGGAUUCCCCACUCUCUCUCUCUGUUUCUUUAGUUUCUUCUCUUUGAGUUUUUGUUGUUUUCUGUCCCGUCCGUCCACGGUCUUGCUGAGCAGCAUCACCGCUUGCUCAGUGUUAGGUCUAAAGGGGCAGAUCUGAGGAAACACCAAAGUAUUAAUGUAUAGGUCCAACAAGCCCCGCCUCCCAGCCACUCAGAGAGCAGUAAAGCCCACACACCCUCUUCCACGCCUCUCACGUCCCUGCCAUGACUGACAGACAGGUCCCACGGGACUGCCGCCUCUUCCUGCAGCACUGUGCAUACAUCAGACAGCCAGUCCAGGUCUCCCCUGUUACAGCAUUACAUAAUGAAACUUGAAUAUUU
Molecule: messenger RNA, 2077 nt
Organism: Acipenser ruthenus (sterlet)
Lineage: Eukaryota; Metazoa; Chordata; Actinopteri; Acipenseriformes; Acipenseridae
Product: CD276 antigen-like
Exons: 2
Coding region: 585-1409 (274 amino acids)
Source: RefSeq, a predicted model, not a curated record